Molecule: messenger RNA, 2646 nt
Organism: Trichomycterus rosablanca
Lineage: Eukaryota; Metazoa; Chordata; Actinopteri; Siluriformes; Trichomycteridae
Gene: prkag1
Product: protein kinase, AMP-activated, gamma 1 non-catalytic subunit
Exons: 13
Coding region: 148-1050 (300 amino acids)
Biological process (GO): regulation of catalytic activity; protein phosphorylation
Cellular component (GO): cytoplasm; nucleus; nucleotide-activated protein kinase complex
Molecular function (GO): protein kinase binding; protein kinase regulator activity; AMP binding
Source: RefSeq, a predicted model, not a curated record
CGUGUCCGUGUGGGUUUCCUCCAGGUGCUCCGGUUUCCUCCCACAGUCCAAAGACAUGCAAGUGAGAUUCCUGCUGUUCUUGAUGAGUUGGAUGGUAAAAAGGAUCUACACACAGAUGAUCCUGAGUGUAAUGUUUACACUCGCUUCAUGAAAUCACACCGCUGCUAUGACCUGGUGCCAACCAGCUCCAAACUGGUUGUGUUUGACACAUCUUUGCAGGUGAAAAAGGCAUUCUUUGCUCUUGUUUCCAAUGGAGUGAGAGCUGCUCCUCUCUGGGACAGCAUAAAGCAAUGCUUUGUGGGUAUGUUGACCAUAACAGACUUUAUCAUCAUACUUCAUCGUUACUACAAGUCACCAAUGGUUCAGAUCUAUGAAUUGGAAGAGCACAAAAUCGAGACAUGGAGAGAGGUCUAUCUCCAAGAUUCCUUCAAACCUUUAGUUAGUAUCUCACCUAAUGCCAGUCUUUAUGAUGCCGUGUCGUCUCUGGUCAAGCACAGGAUCCACAGGUUGCCAGUAAUUGACCCUUUUACUGGAAACACACUCUAUAUCCUGACUCACAAGAGGAUUCUUAAGUUCCUCAAACUCUUUAUUUCAGAAAUGCCCAAACCAGAAUUCCUUUUAAAGUCACUGGAGGAAUUGAAUAUUGGAACAUUCCACAACAUUGCAAAGGUCCACACCGACACCCCCCUCUAUACUGCACUUGGAAUCUUUGUGGACCAAAGGGUAUCUGCCCUGCCCGUAGUUGAUGAUAAUGGAAGAGUGGUGGACAUAUACUCCAAAUUUGAUGUCAUAAACCUGGCUGCAGAGAAGACAUAUAAUAAUCUGGAUAUCACAGUGACGAAGGCGCUUCAGCAUCGCUCUCAGUACUUCGAGGGAGUUCUGACCUGCCAAGCACAUGAGAAACUGGAGGCCAUCAUCAACAGACUGGUGGAGGCAGAGGUUCAUAGGUUAGUGGUGGUAGAUGAUCACGAGGUGGUGAAGGGCAUUGUUUCUCUCUCAGACAUCCUGCAGGCUCUGGUGCUCACCGAUGAAAAUAAUGGGACCGACUGAAAAUGGAAGAAGAUCGUCUACCUCUCCUUUUACUAGGGCGUCAGACGAGAGGAAGUAGAAAGAGGAGGCAGCGACAGUUGUCAUGCUGAAAAAAUAUGUAAACUUUACAGGACUUGAAGAAGCAGACUGACCUGAAGCAGUUGACGUACCAGCUUUUAAUGAGCAAUCAGUAUAAACGAUCAGCAAGGAAAUGUAACAUGGUUUACAGAUCAUUAGGAAAAAACCUCAUUUAAAAAAAACCUAAUGUUUUGUGAUGGUAAUUCCCAUUAUUUUAGAUUAGCUGCGCCCUUGUACGUGUCACAGAAAAGCUGUUUCGUUCAACCGUGAGCAUUUUCUUUUUCUGCCAUCCCUCUUGCUCAGAACUGUGAAUCAGGACUAAGCAAUAAACAGAUAACCAAAACACAAGGCACAAUAGACAUGACCAAGCACACAAAUACUCAACCUACCAAACUCAAAAGCAUCUCUAAAGCCCUUCGAAUGCUGCAGCCUCCCAAGACUGAAGAGUAUUAGUGUUUGUUACACAGACAGUGUAGCAGAGAACACAGCCCCUAAGGAGGGAUGUGGAAAUGUAGUUCCACAUACAGACAAUCCAAUCCACUGCUGUCUCAAUAGCAAAUCAUGCAAUUAAAAUGCAGGUGCUUCAUUUAUAACGCCAUACUUCGUCAAGUCCAGUUUAUAGUCCAGUUCUGUUCAGAGCAGAAAUGAUAAGCAGUAAUUACAUACGUUAAGGAAUGUUUUAACAGCAAGGUGACUGAAAUACCCACACUGCAGCUGUUCAUUUAGGAAUAUCUAAGGGAGCAUUUAUUCUCAGCCGGAUUGUAUGAGUAAUUGGGACACAGACCUGUGGUCAGCACUUUUUGUUGAGACAUUUCAUGCCUAUGAGCCCUGUUAAAUAUAUUUUGCUGUCACCUGUAGGCACCGUAGUGUUAAUUAUAUGAACUCGCUGGACUAGAAUGAUAAAAGAACACAGCAGUUCUUCAGCUGCUCAGAAAGUAACUGAUUCAGCAGUUUUACAGUUUUUAUUGUUUGCUUUAGUGCAUUGUUUAAAUGUUUUACAUUUAUUUUAUUACUUUCAUUUUCCCUAGUCUUUUCUUUAGUACUACAUGGAAAGAAAACUUUGCUUUCAUAAAGAAAUCAUUCAAAACUAGCUUGUCUCAUAUGUCACUUCUCCAUUAGAUGGUGCAAUACAGCAUGGUACAGUUAUCAAUCCAUAAUCCCAAAUCUUGUUGGUAUUGCCAGUCCCUUAGAUUGUACCAGUGCGAUCCAGAGUAUCUUCAUCUGACUAAUGUGUCCUAAAGCACUGGAUUGUUUUAGUCGACCAUCAAUGUGUUAAACGAUCACAAUUUUAAAUGCAUUCACAUGUUUGCUUAUAUAUAUUUAAGUAGUUCUUGCCAAGUGUCAACUAUGUUACUGUGGAAACAUUGACAAGGAGUCAGUAUUGCCAUUAGCCAACACCCAGAGCUUUAAAAUUAAGCAUAAUAUCCACUAUGGUAUCCAAUGCUUUUAGAGUACCAAAUGAGGACAUUCGAGUGGAUCUCUAAUUAGCGCAGACCACUCAAAACUAUUCAAUGGCAUUAUAUAAGAAGAAUUGCAUUU